Molecule: messenger RNA, 1132 nt
Organism: Amorphotheca resinae ATCC 22711
Lineage: Eukaryota; Fungi; Ascomycota; Leotiomycetes; Helotiales; Amorphothecaceae
Exons: 1
Coding region: 115-975 (286 amino acids)
Cellular component (GO): mitochondrial inner membrane
Molecular function (GO): S-adenosyl-L-methionine transmembrane transporter activity
Source: RefSeq, a predicted model, not a curated record
AACCGUCACGGCCAUGGACCCUCACCUCCCAUGCUGGCGCCGGACCAUUCCAUGCAUGUGAAGGUACCCCUUACCUCUCUAUAACGUUUGCCUCCCGGGGGGCUUCUUCUAACAAUGGUUUCCCAAGCCCAGCCUACGUUCACUACAGCCCUCCUCUCGGGUGCUUUGGCUGGGACCACCGUCGACCUCUCUCUCUACCCUCUCGACACCCUUAAGACGCGACUCCAGUCCUCCGCCGGCUUUCUUGCCUCGGGAGGCUUCACCGGCAUCUAUCGUGGUGUCGGCAGCGCAAUUGUCGGCUCUGCGCCGGGCGCGGCACUUUUCUUCUGCACCUACGAGUACUCAAAGAGCUUAUUAUUCGCGAGACGGAAAGCCAAGGAGGUCACGGAUGGCCAGGUCGGUGAUUGGACGGCGCCAAUCGAACAUAUGAUAGCUGCCAGUCUUGGGGAGGUCGCUGCGUGUGCUGUCAGAGUCCCAACAGAGGUCGUGAAGCAGCGGGCUCAGGCUGGCCAGCGUCCUUCGUCUCUGGCCUCGUUAGCAGCCAUUCUCUCACAGCAUCGCACCAUUGGCAUCCGGGGGGUUUGGAUGGAGUUAUAUCGCGGAUGGUCCGUUACCAUCAUGAGGGAGGUGCCGUUCACGGUUAUACAGUUCCCGCUGUGGGAGUCGAUGAAGGAGUACCGAAGGAGAAAGUCUGGGAAGGACGGGAUCACGGCUUUUGAGAGCGCGUUAUCGGGGAGUGCUGCUGGUGCUAUUGCUGCGGGCAUCACAACGCCUUUGGAUGUUCUCAAGACGAGAAUGAUGCUGGCUAAGGAGAAGACGGCCAUGGUACCUUUAUUGAAACAAAUUUUGAAGGAUAGCGGCCCCAGGGCCUUUUUCGCAGGGAUCGGGCCCCGAGUGCUUUGGAUCAGUGCAGGUGGUGCUAUAUUCUUGGGCUCUUAUCAAUGGGCAUAUAAUUCGCUCUCGAGGGAGGGGUAGAUCACCCAUAAUGUUGGGCGCGAUAUUGAAGAAGAAAUCAUCACGUAUAACGGCAGACAAAUAGACGAGAUGGCCGUGGGGGGCCUUAUUCAGGGUUACAAUUAGAGACCCUUUAGAUAAAAUACACUUCAAUCCAUGAAAGAACUCUCUGCAUAGU